GUCUUGAUGACCCAGUCCAGUCCGGUCCGGUCCAAUCUGUUGUACCUAUUCGGUCUCGUCUUGAUACAUGCUUUUGCAGUUACCGCUUGAUUGAUCUCGUUCUGCAUGCUGUAUCCAUACACUCUUCCUAGUCAUCCCUCGUCCCUUCCCCCUGGCUCCAUUCUUGUCUUCCCUGAGGUUGAAGUCGGAGGUUGGCUUUUUGGCUUUUGGCUCUCGUCGUACCUUCUUCUCACUCUUGCUCUUCCACCCUCGCUGUCUCCCUCUCUCUUACACACAUCCUCACCACACUCUGCCUUUCUCUCAUCGGAGCGAGUCGCCCGGCUCAUCACCCCUCUUCCUUUUCACCUCCACCUCUCAUAGCCCUCCCUGUCUGCCAACCUGGAUCAGACCUCACUUACUUUACCUUGCCUUGCCAGCCUGCCGUGCUUGACCCAAUCUUACCUUACUCGCCUCACCUCACAAUCAAUUACCCUGCCUAGGAAAUAAAAUAAAGUGGUAGUGUCUGGUGUUCCCCAAGGUUCUUUCCUUUCUGCGACGAAAUACAAAACCAAGACAGCCUGCGCACCCCUCUUUCCUUUGCCGCGUCUUCCCUCCCCUCCCGGCCUCCCGACCUCCCGACCUCCCGACGCCGCCCUUUCUUUCCCCUCUUCCACCUCUCUCAGCUCAUCUCAUCGUCGUCUUCUCACCAAUACUCCUCUACUCCUCAACACCUACCGACUGGUGUAGAACAUUCGGCCUCAUACUCGUCUCGACUCACCCCUUGCCCAGCAAUGUCGGUAUAGCGGCAUUACAGGCACCUCUCCCUCCCUAUCUUAUCCUGGCAGCAGUCGACACUUGCUCUCACCAUACUUCAUCGGCAUCCUCAUCACCCAAUACUCAAUACUCAACAACGCAUGCCUCAUACAUACAAGGUAUCCCUCGACCUCGAUCUCCUACCUUGGACGGUCCUCCCGCUCAAUCCUCUUACAAACUCCUCCUUUCGUCCCUAGCCCUCCUCCACUGUGCUGCGACAACAACAGAGCAAAAGAGGCAGAGCAGAGACACAGACCGCCCUUUAGUGCUUCACAUAGCAGAGUGCCUCGCAGUCGUUUUGCCAGCACUCACUCUUGGUCAGCCUUUUUAACCCAGGCCACUCACUACGUGUUACAUCUUGCCUAUUACGGCUAACCGAGGCGCCUGCAUCCCGCCCUUUUUCAAUACUCCGACCAUCUGCUGAAUGCGGCAUGAUCCAGCGACCCAGCUCUGUGUCUUAGCAGUGCCCCCCCUCCCUCACAUCCCAACUCUUACAACUCAAGCCUACCUUGCUGGUGCCAUCAAUAUUGGGAGUGUGAAUUCCCAGCGUCUUUCCUUGCGACGUCACUUGUGGAGGACCAGACACAUGCUGUAGAACAUCGAUGGCAACGAAAACCGGCCAAACCCCCGCAUUCUCGCCAGCGUCGCCCACAUUUGCCCCUCUUUGGGUCAGUCCGCGAGAAGCAGAAGCCGCCAGCAGACCACAAUCACUCCAGCCCCCACUGCCACAACCGACGCAUCUCAACCACCCGUGCACAUAGCCUGCCCGAUACCAUUGCCACUCCAGACCGAACAAACAAGAGACACACUAGGGGAAGAAGGCGAGAGGGUGAAGCAGCCCGCCCAGGUGUAUUCGGACAAGGGAAUCCGGUCUAUGAGACAGGGCUGGAUCUCUGGUAAAAGUGAAGUACGCUCUGGCUGUCCAUCGCAGCCAAACACAACUAGCCCUCGAAGCCGAGGUUUUGGAUACAACGUGUUGGUCAUUCAAACAUCGCAAUGGAAGAAACUAUGGACUACACAUAUCACCACCAAGAGCAGGCCCAGGGCCAGGCCCAGCUCCCAUUCUCGCAACAGCGAUCCCGGUGCCCCUACUACAACCGAAACGAGCAUCACCAGCAACUCCCCGGCAUCCCACAGCAGCACCGCUCGACGAUGCACUACGAUCCCGUCCACGCCUCUGCAGGACACUGGCAUCCCCAGGGACAACUGCCUCCUUAUCACUGGCAACAUCACAUGCUGGGUCACCGCCCGCAGCUGGUGCCUCAACAACAACGGUCUUCGAACGCGGUCUCGGAUCCCCAUUUUUACAACCAUGGAUCGGCCUCGAGUUUUGGCAAUGGCGCGGGUGGCUAUUCGGGUGCUGCCCCAAAUGAGAUGGGAGGAGGACCUCAGUCGGUGCAUCCGCCCUUCCCUCACACUCAACUUCCUCCCGUGAGAUAUAAUCCCUCGUCGUCCCUCGUAGCCAGCCAGCCGACUGCAGGCCAGCCCGUCUUCAGUCCCGAAAGAUCAUUUGGACAGAACACAGCGUCCCGCAACGGUGCGUUCAACGCAGCUUCGCACUCUCUCAACGCAUCUACGACACCCAACACCCAGGACGCUUCAGAACCCAGUGCUGAGCCUACCCGACCGGCCCAGUCCGCCACUCCAGAGUCCACAGGCACUCUGAGCCAGGCGCCGCCUCCCAACACCACCGGCAGCAUCCAGUUCGGAUCUGCUCCGCCGUCGUCUGCACCACAGCCCUACUCAACGUUCCCCCUUGCGCCUUAUAGAAUGCAUCGCUCGGCUGCUUCAGGUGAGAUGAAUGCGUUUAUAGGCGGCAGCGGCGGCAGCCUGUUGUUGUCGCAUCACGCUUACGCUUUUACAGGUGGUCCCCCAACCACGAACCCAACCAGCAACUUUGUGCCGCCAAACUUGCGCCGAGCCCCAGGAAACCCCCGCCGCACCAUGUCGCGAAGGCAGAGCCCACCCUCGGACGCUGACAUGGAUUCUGAAAGAGAGUUGAGGAUGAUGGAGCAGGUGAUUCACGCGAACGGAAACGCAGGCCGCCUGCUGGAUGGCGAUCACCACAUGGACCCUGUGCGCGCCGCCCAGUUCCUACGUGGUUCAGUCACAACAAAGUACGUGGCAUCUCCAUCGGCCAUACUGUCGCUGCAGAGUGUGCCGAUUUCGGACCUCCCCGAGAGCGAAAGAACUUGCGUCAUCUGCUACAACGAAUUCGGUGUAGAGACUCCAGAGGGCGUCAAGGAAGCGCCACUGCGGCUACCCAAGUGUAAACACGUCUUUGGCGACCAUUGCAUCAAGAAGUGGCUCGAGGAAUCGGACAGCUGCCCUUACUGCAGGGACAAGGUGCCAAACGAGCCCAGGGUCACGUCGACAAACCCCAACGUCAACAGCAUGCUUCGUAACCGUAGCCAAGUGACGCUAGGGGGCUACGCUGGGUUCAUGAGAGAGAGGGAUGCCAACCUGGCAUACGAUGAGUCGAGCCGGAUUUCGGUAGCCGGCUCCGGCCAUGGCGAACGUCGCUCACCCCCGACUGACAGCGGCGAAGGCCGCCGUAGGAUUCGGCCCCGGCAUGGCAGCCUCCGCGGACCCGGGUCUCCGUCUUCCCCGGGCGGCUCACGGCCGGCAUCCUUCGGCUCUUCUUCGUCUUCAACCAACCACGAGAACAACCGAAGGUCGCAUGCCGCCGUCGCCGCCGCCGCAAACCGCGCGUACCUGUCGAACACGAACACGACCGCCCGACCGAGUCACGGCUCCGCUGCGCAGGUCACGUUGCCCAGAGGAAACACGUCUCAGUAUCAAGUCCUCAGUCUCGGCCACGGCCCCAUGGAGACGUUAACCUCGGUGACGCCGACGAUGUCGACUUACAUGCAGCAGGGAAUGCACCAAGGUAACCCUCCCGGAGGACAAGGCGGCGGCUUCGCGAAUCCGACUAAUCGAAGCUCCUUGCCGGCGCCUCUUCCCGGAGCCUGGGUUUCCGGGGCUCCUGCCUCGUCGGAUGACUUGCAUCGACGCAUGAUGCUUGGCGACAACAACAGCAACAACAACCACAACAACAACCACAAUAAUAAUAACAACAACAACAACAACACCAACGACGAUGCUCAGGCUCACACCGGUGCUCAAUGGGGACAACAGUAGAAGCGGCCUCAGCAGCGUCGGAUCACUCGGGGCUGGCGACAUCCCUUCUUCAGAACCUACAACGGUCAUAUUCUAUUCGAAAGAUAAUUCGACGACAUUUUCCGAGUUAUUUUGGGUUUGCAGCGGGUUUGGCUCAGGCAUGCGGGGACUCACGGGUCAAUCAACAUGGUGUUUAUGGGUGUUUACGGCGUUUCGGAGUAAUCGGACAACAGAGCAGCAGCAUCGUCAUAAUAUAUGACGGCACAGUCUAGGAUUUCCUUCUCUCGGGGAGAUGACGGGAGUCCUGAGAGCGAGACGGUCUCCUUUUGUUUAUUUUUUUCCCCUUCUCGCCUUUCUUUCUCUCUAUCACAGACCGACAGACAACACAAGGAAGGGGCUUAAGUCGUCUACAGAUCGCCACCACCACACAUUUCCCAUGGGAGGACCAGGAAGCAGCUAGCAGUGAGCGUCAGUCUCGGAGCCUCAAGUUGACGCAAGGAACUUGGCGUCGUGAACAAAACGGCGGGAACCGGCACUGUAUGCUAAGUCCAGAUGAGUCAGCGGAUGAAUACAUGGAAAUAUCCCACUCGCUGUGUGUUGUGUGCGGUCUUGGAAUGCCGGCAUCUGUCAUCAGGCCUCGAUGAGCCUUUUAGAAGCCAUUGAACGAGAUAUGUAGCCAAAGCAGUCCUUACGGUCGUACAGGUACACAGUGUGAAAGGGAACGAGACGAAGAACAGCAAGCCAUUGGUAUGAUUGCCAUGUCUAGCACUGGACACGAUACAAGGGCUUCUGUAGAAACACUAUAUCAUGGAGGAUUCCAAGCUCAUAAUCAUCCCAUUCACCAACCUUGCGUCAUUUUGUCAUACUAGAUAAAUG
Colletotrichum destructivum is the source of this 4788-nucleotide messenger RNA. RefSeq names its product Putative Zinc finger, RING-type. NCBI's taxonomy places the organism in Eukaryota, Fungi, Ascomycota, Sordariomycetes, Glomerellales, Glomerellaceae. The transcript has 3 exons. The coding region runs from base 1789 to 3933 and encodes 714 amino acids. The record is from RefSeq and is a predicted model, not a curated record.